AUUUUUCGGCAAUCCUCGGCUCUGAGCUCUUGUUGACAUCAGCUGUUCUGUUUACAUGGUGGUUCCGUCGUGUUAUCGUUAUGUCUCAUGUGAGGAUUGACCUAAUCCAUCGUUUUGAUAUUAUUGAUUUCCUCGAGGAGUAUCAGAAGUUUCCCUGUUUAUGGAAGAAAUGUGACCCGAAUUUUAAAAACCGCAUAGAACGAGAAGCUGCAGAGAAAUCCCUCCUGGAAACCUUCAAAUUUGCUUCUGCAAAGGAAUUGAGGCAAAAAAUUCGAAGCAUUCGAGGAACCUAUAAUCAGGAACGAAACAAAGUGAGGAAUUCACUACUAACUGGAUUAGAUAUAUAUAAACCUAAACUGAUAUGGUUUGAUUUAGCAGACAGCUUCCUAAGGCAAAAUGAAAUGGACACUGAACACGAUUCAUUUCAGAUAACAGAGGAAGAGGAUUGUCUUCAUGGAGAAAUAGAAAAAAAAGAGGAAAUGACUCCAGAGCAACACCAAACUGAGCCAUCGACCUCUCACCAACUUUCACUAUCGAAUUCACAACAUCCAACACCCUCUCGGACUUACGCACACAUGAUUUCUCGAAAUCAAAAAAGAAAAAGAGAGAGGGUUGUACCUCAGAAUCGAAGAAAUAUCGCCAAAUUAGUUGACUCGUUAGAUAAUGCUGUGAAUGUACUAAAAGAGGUUUCUUCACGGUCACCUUCAGAUAAUAGCAAUGAAUUUGUUAUCUUUGGCAAUCAUGUUGCUUCGCAAUUACAGACACUUCCACUCGCAGAAGCCCUUCAGUUGCAAGCUGAAAUACAAUCGCUCAUUACAUCUGUUCGAGUGCAAUGUCUUCAGAAUAAUUCCUCAGUUAUGAACGAACAGCUUGUUACGACAGUACAACCUCAGUGUGUGGUUGCGACUUUAUCAGAACCUUAUCCUUGUGAACGACGGCCAUGCAAUAGAAAAUACAAGCCUGUCUGCGCGGAAAAAGUUGUUAAUGGUAAAUUAGAAAGGAAGACAUUCAGCAAUUAUUGCAUGAUGGAAGCAGCGAACGAUUGUGGAGGAGGAUACAGUGUAUGCAACCUUCAAGAAGAUGACGAUCAAGAGCAAUAAACGCUAUUCAAAGAACUUACCUCCAGAACUGUGUGAUACUGCAACAAAUAUAUAUUAAAAACAAUGUAAAUAUGUAGGCAAUAACAUGAAAAUUCUACCUACUGUAAAUAUUUUUAGAUUUUAAAUUGAUAGAGAAAUGACAUAAUAUAUGCGAAAAUAUAUUUUAUUUACAUGUAUA
Messenger RNA from Nezara viridula (southern green stink bug), 1278 nucleotides. The record is from the annotation of a GenBank genome assembly. Lineage: Eukaryota; Metazoa; Arthropoda; Insecta; Hemiptera; Pentatomidae.